This is a messenger RNA of Ooceraea biroi (clonal raider ant), 621 nucleotides long. RefSeq lists its product as uncharacterized. The record is from RefSeq and is a predicted model, not a curated record. NCBI's taxonomy places the organism in Eukaryota, Metazoa, Arthropoda, Insecta, Hymenoptera, Formicidae.
AUGCCGCACGUCUACCUGAACGAGAUCAACAAACUACGGUUGCUGCGCACCCUGGAAAGCGGACGAUUUCUCAGUAUGGCGUUCCACUCGUGGGAUUUGUACGAGUUCCCCCUUCUGCAGAGCACGACCGCGCACUCCUGGGCCAUCAAAGCGGCCACGCAGCUGGAGAAACCGCGCUACGUCAUCUUCGCGCUGCAGAUCGGUCGAAGGAACGCCGCGACGAAGGAUGCGUCACUGUUCGACGCCUGCGACCUCUCCAACGUGAAGCUGUUUCUCAAUUCGACGUUCUAUCCCUACGACGACAUGCAUCUGGACUUUGCGAAGAAUCGCUACGCGAUACUGUACGACAUGUAUGCCAGAUUCCGCAGAGCGUACUACGCGCUCGAUCGGGAUGACGAUGGAGCGGUGCUCAUGAUGAACAAGUUCCUGCACUGUGGACCGCUCGUGGUGCUGGACUGUGCGAGGCAGAACGAGACCGUGAAGAGCGCCACCGUCGACGUCCGCAUAGAGUUCGACUGCAGGCGUAACGUCCCGCCCGAGACCACGGCGUACUGUCUGAUACUCCACGAUCGCGUAGUCGAGUACAACCCGCUGACGAGCGUGGUACGUCGCGUCGUCUGA